AGGUGACCCGGCCAGCGUCCCAAGAUGGCGGCGGUGUCGGCGCCCCGGAGGCCGUGGCACCCUCUCGGUUGCUGAGACUGGCCCCGCGCGACUGGCGACUGACGAGUUGGGCCUAAAGCCGGCGAAACGGGCGGCUGCCGCCUCUGAGCUCUAGAAAGUCUGGGCUGGGCCUUGCGGCGGUGCCAGGAAAUGCUUGUGUUGGGCCUGGCCUCUCCUUCUUCAACUUAGGGCGGCGGCGGGCCCUCGCCCCUGGCUCCCCGGCCAUGGCGCUGAGGGAACUCAAAGUGUGCCUGCUGGGGGAUACAGGUGUAGGUAAAUCCAGUAUCGUAUGGCGUUUCGUGGAAGACAGUUUUGAUCCAAACAUCAACCCAACAAUAGGGGCAUCUUUUAUGACCAAGACUGUCCAGUACCAAAAUGAGCUACAUAAAUUCCUAAUCUGGGACACGGCUGGACAAGAACGAUUUCGUGCCUUAGCACCAAUGUACUACCGAGGGUCAGCUGCAGCAAUAAUUGUCUAUGAUAUCACAAAAGAAGAGACAUUUUCAACAUUAAAAAACUGGGUAAAGGAGCUUCGACAGCACGGCCCUCCUAAUAUUGUAGUCGCCAUUGCAGGAAAUAAGUGUGAUCUUAUCGAUGUAAGAGAAGUCAUGGAGAGAGAUGCUAAGGACUACGCUGACUCCAUCCAUGCAAUUUUUGUAGAGACCAGUGCAAAAAAUGCGAUAAACAUAAAUGAACUCUUUAUAGAAAUAAGUCGAAGAAUUCCAUCCACUGACACCAACCCACCAUCUGGCGGUAAGGGCUUCAAACUCCGAAGACAGCCUUCAGAGCCAAAACGAAGCUGCUGUUGACUAAAUCUCAGAUACUUAGACUCAGUGAUGAAGUAGGUGGUCCUGAAAGUAAACAAGAUGACUUGGGGGCCCUGCCACCAGGUAUCAGCUAGACAGUCUUGGGUCUCCAUACAAAAAGGAUUUACAGAAACUAUUUCCUAUUUGAAGACUGCAGCAAUAAUAUUUCACUCUGUAGACUUCUAUUAUGUAAAGACUCUGGUGUACAAAGGGACUACAUCAUCUGUUGGCAUUUGACCUUGCUGGAAAGGAAUGUAUAAUUAUAUGGAUGGUAGGAUUACAUUGUUGGAUAGUUUUGUAAUCAAGAUUUUGUGUAACAUUGUAAAGGGAAAAUUAGCACUUUCUUGUUCUUGAGGGAAAAAAGGCCUGGUGGAAAUUAUUAUUUCCUUGGUUCUCCAUUACUGCUGUUGCAGGAGUUGUAUCAUUUAAAGUGUGGUAGGAUAUCAUAAAUGGAGGAAUGGCAAUUGUUAUUUGAGGUUAGGAUGUAUUAUUUAUAGUACUGAUGGAAAUGAUUUUAUCCCUACCACCUCUGAAGCACUUUCAUUGAAUACAUGAAUGCAGGAUGCAUACAGUAAAUUAACAUAGUAACAGUACACCCUAGGUUUGCAUUCUGACUCUGUCACAUUAUGUGUCACCAAGCACAUUAUUGGCACCUUUCUAAAUAAGCUCUUAGAAUCAAGACUGUGGUGGUGGGGAAUCUGCCUGUAACAAAUUGAAUUGCAUAUGUUUAAACUGACUAGCAAUGGUUUUAAACAAAAGGAAGAAGAAAGUGAUGUAAAUGCUGUCAAUUUUUUAUUUAAUCCAAAUAUUUUGGUGGGAAAAAUAAUUAUCUGUUGCUUAGCACAUGUAAAGUUGUAGUCUAUAUUUAUGAGUCCAUUGCUUAAAGAUUAUAAAUUAUGUAAAUACAUUAAUAAAUUCUAUAUUUCAUUCAA
Molecule: messenger RNA, 1777 nt
Organism: Erinaceus europaeus (western European hedgehog)
Lineage: Eukaryota; Metazoa; Chordata; Mammalia; Eulipotyphla; Erinaceidae
Gene: RAB22A
Product: RAB22A, member RAS oncogene family
Exons: 7
Coding region: 264-848 (194 amino acids)
Molecular function (GO): GTP binding; GTPase activity
Source: RefSeq, a predicted model, not a curated record